Microbotryum saponariae is the source of this 1149-nucleotide messenger RNA. The record is from the annotation of a GenBank genome assembly. Lineage: Eukaryota; Fungi; Basidiomycota; Microbotryomycetes; Microbotryales; Microbotryaceae.
AUGCUGCCCUUGAUCGAUCUCGACAUCUUUCGCCAGGAUCCCACAUCGCCCGAGGCAUUGCAGCAAGCCCACGCGGUACGUUACCCUCUACUUGAAGAAGCACCACCGCACGCGUCGCGCAGUCACAAGAGGAGCUCCUCAAGGACACUCGGCCAGAAUUCCACUACCAAGCAGGAGCGACCUAGAAACCGAAAUGUCACUCCGACGCCUCGUGUCGGGCCGUGAUCGCCGCGCUCGACCCUUCUGAACGACCGCUCGAUUUGGAAGCCGACAAGGCGGAUCCAAAGUGUCGGUUAGUCAUAAGCUGAACAUGAGAUUCCAUCGGGUCGAACAAAGGCUUUCAGGCCGCUGAUCUGCUUGCCUUGUCCGCACCAUCCACGAUGAAUCGUGUGCAGAUUUUUCUGGAGGAUGGGCGUGCCUCCGCCUCCCGAAAGCACCUCUUUCGGAUUCAUGACGAUCCCCAACGUCAUCCCAACCGCUUUCGCCACAACGUGGGAAUCCUCCAUGCAGGAAUGGGGCAACAUCAUCCGAUCCGCCGUCUCGGGCGUCUCGGAGAUGCUCGCCGUCGGUCUUGGUCUACCUCAGGCCGAAUUCCUCCGAGCUUCGACGUACGGUCCGCAUCUCCUUGCUCCGACCGCGACGGAUUUGACGAGGUUCGGUCACCUCGAUUCCAUCUUUGCUGGAUUCCAUACCGAUCUCAACUUUUUGACCAUCCACGGGAGGAGUCGGUACCCGGGCCUACACAUCUGGGCCCGCAACUCGGGCCAAAGGAUCGCAGUCAAGUUGCCUCCCGGGCAUCUGCUCGUCCAAGCGGCGAAACAACUCGAGCAUGUUACGGGGGGUUUGAUCUUGGCGGGGUAUCAUGAGGUGGCGUGUACGAAACGGACCUUGGAAGCCAUUGAGACGAGGAAAAGAUCGGCACCGGAAAGGCCGUUGAUAAGGAUCUCGUCGACGUUCUUUCAUCAUCUUUCGUCGGAUUAUCAGAUGAAGCCCAGGGAGUUGACGGGUAGGAUGAAGCUGGUGCCAGAGUGGAUAGAAGCUCAUCGAACGUCGCAGAUAUCUCUACCGCCUGUUGAGUACGAGGAGGGGCAGAAAGUUGGGACAUUAGUCGAGAAUGAGCUGAGGCAUAUCGCUUUGAAGAAGGAUUGA